AUGAGGGACGCCGAGGCGGUCGCGACCGCGGCCGGCGCAGGCGGCGCAGACGGGGAGGCCGCCGCCGCGCUUUUGGCGGUCAUCAUGAGUGGCACAUGCGACCCCGAUGACGCAUUCAAGCAUCCAACAGCCGCCGUCCCAGGCUGCGCUGCGGCGCUGGCCGGCCGCGUCGUCCACGGCGGCUUCAAGGUUUCCGGCCUGGCGGCGCAAGCUCUGGUCAAAGUCAUUCGCGCGCACCCCCACCAAGCUGAGGCCGCCUGCGGCGUCCCCGGCUUUGUCGAGGCACUAUGCGCGGCUCUCGCGAGGCGCGGCGGCGGCGCCGCGGCCGCCAUCGUGCUGCUGAGCGCGGUCGCCCGGGCGCCGCAUGGCGCCGCGGCAGCGACAGCCGCUUCCAUGCGCGGCGGGGCCGGCGGCUACGCGGCGGCGCUCCUCGACGCUGUCUGCUACCCGGGUCGCUGGCCGGAUUACUCGGCAGAUGAAGAAGGCGUGGGCGAGCUCCCCUCAGCCGCUCUGGCUGUGCUGCGACACGUGUUUGCCUCUGACGCGGUAUUGUCAUAUGCCCUCUCGACAGACCCUUAUUUUAAUCAGCACCUUGGUGGUGCCCUUGAACAUUCUCCCCUGGGCGCCGCUGCAGUGGUGGGCGCCUUGGCCGCCGAAGCCGGCCUCCCUGCUGAGAUGCGACUUGUCGCCCGUCUGCCGGGCUGCUGGGCUGCGCUCAGGUGCGCGCUGCUGGCAGGCGGGCAGCAUGCACAGCGGGCCGCCACAACCCUCAUGCGGCUGGGUCCCCCGCCCGUGGAGGUGCAGGAGUCGUUCCGCGGCUGCAAGCGGACGCUGGCGGCGCUGGCGGAACUUGUCGCCGCUGAUGAGAGCAGCGGCGGCGACGCGGCGAGGUGCGCGCUUCAGGUGCUGUUCGGACUCUCAGACGACAGCAACGCCGCGGCGGGCGAUAUCGCCGCCCAUCCCGCCUGCCGGGCGGCGCUGUCCCGUGCAUACAGCCUGGGGGCGCCGCUCGCCAAUCUGGCGACCCGCCUCAUUCUAGAUGUGUGGGGCGACGCGCGGCGCGGCUUGGUGGAGGAGAGGGCCGGCGCGCCUGGGCUGGUGGAGGCACUUGUUGCUGCACUGACUCGUGUGAACGACGCCACACCAGACUGCGAGUGCACGGGCACCUGGGCACGUGCAGCCCUCCUCCAUCUGGCCGGCGCCGGCGACGGGGCGGCGAUGUGCAUCAUGGCCGCAUGCGGGCCGCUGGCGGCUGCCGGAGAAGAUCCUGUCGCGAGGCAGGCAGUGGGGAGGCUGUUGGUGGCUGAUCCCUGGCGGCUGGAGGGGGCCGCCUUUGAGGCGUGGUGCGAUUGUGUGGCGGAGGGCGAGCGGCUGCGGCGCGAGGUGGAGCGGUUCAGGGCGAUCCCGCCUGAACUGGCGGAGGCGAUCGUGGGCUUUGCAGGCGAGAUGGCCGUGCGCCGCGGGCCGGCGCGCGAGCGGUAA
Monoraphidium neglectum is the source of this 1482-nucleotide messenger RNA. RefSeq lists its product as hypothetical. Lineage: Eukaryota; Viridiplantae; Chlorophyta; Chlorophyceae; Sphaeropleales; Selenastraceae. Bases 1 to 1482 code for a protein of 493 amino acids. The record is from RefSeq and is a predicted model, not a curated record. The transcript has a single exon.